Messenger RNA from Spathaspora passalidarum NRRL Y-27907, 4436 nucleotides. RefSeq names its product Apl2p (gene APL2). Bases 26 to 2227 code for a protein of 733 amino acids. The transcript is spliced from 4 exons. Lineage: Eukaryota; Fungi; Ascomycota; Pichiomycetes; Serinales; Debaryomycetaceae. The record is from RefSeq and is a predicted model, not a curated record. Gene Ontology annotation, biological process: vesicle-mediated transport; intracellular protein transport. Gene Ontology annotation, molecular function: clathrin binding. Gene Ontology annotation, cellular component: membrane coat.
AGUGGAUAAUUAUAGACAGACCAAGAUGAGCAACACAUUGAAUGCCAAUCUCAAUAAGGUCAAUUCGAUUCUUGAACGGAAACUCCGUAGUUUCCUCCUGGGUCCUAAAAAGGGGGAAACAUUUGAAUUAAGAAAUGGAUUGGUAUCCCAAUAUAAGCAUGAGCGUAAAGACUCCAUACAACGAGUAAUUCAAGCCAUGACUUUAGGUAAAGAUGUCUCCAGUUUGUUUCCGGACGUGUUGAAGAAUAUCGCCACUUAUGAUUUACAACAAAAGAAAUUGGUUUAUUUAUACUUGAUGAAUUACGCCAAGACCCAUCCGGAAUUGUGUAUAUUGGCCGUCAAUACAUUUGUUCAAGAUACCGAAGAUCCCAAUCCAUUGAUUCGUGCCUUGGCUAUUAGAACUAUGGGUUGUAUUAGAGUGGAUAAGAUGGUUGAUUAUAUGGAAAUUCCCUUGCAGAGAACUUUAAAGGAUGAGAAUCCAUACGUGAGAAAGACUGCUGCCGUGUGUGUUGCCAAAUUGUUUGAUUUGAAUCCUCAGAUUUGUAUUGAGUUUGGAUUUUUAGAGCAAUUACAAGAAUUGAUUAAAGAUUCCAACCCAAUGGUUGUUGUCAAUGCCUUGAAUGCAUUGUAUGAAAUCAAAGAUAUGAAUACGGAUGAAAACUUGGUUGUUUUUGAAAUCAAUCAUGAAAUUAUUCAAAAUUUGGUAUUAUGUCUCAAUGAAUGUACUGAAUGGGGUAGAAUCACCAUUUUAACCACCUUAAAUGAUUAUACUACAUCAGAUGUAGAGCAAGUCAAUCAUAUUAUAGAAAGAGUUAUUCCUCAAUUACAACAUGUUAACCCUUCCGUGGUUUUGAGCUCAAUCAAGGUUAUCUUGCAUCAUUUGGAAAUUAUUCCUAGUCAACAACAACGUGAUGGUAUUUUAAAGAAGUUGCUGGCUCCUCUAGUGUCAUUGGUGAAUUCUUCAAGCAUCCCCGAAGCUCAAUAUGUUGGAUUGAAGAACAUUCGAAUUAUCUUGGAGAAAUAUCCCCAAAUAUUGUCCAAGGAAUUAAGAAUCUUCUUUUUGAAGUAUUCCGAUCCAUUAUACCUUAAAUUGGAAAAGCUUGAAAUUAUGAUUAGAUUGGCUAAUGAAAGUAACAGUACUAUCUUACUCAGUGAAUUAAAGGAGUAUGCUAUGGAAUUCGAACCAAGCUUAGUUUCAAAAGCUAUAAAAUCAAUUGGAUCUGUGGCUAUCCAAUUAAGUAAUUGUGUUGUUAAAUCAGUUACAUUGUUAAAUGAGAUUAUUGAACAAAGAGGAGGAGAUUUAAUCAUAAAUGAGUCAAUUAUUGUCUUGACUAACAUUUUACGAAGAUACCCUAGAAAGAACGAUUUCAUUACAUUGAUUAUUCCCAUUAUUUCCAAUCAUAUUGAAGAAUUGGACAGAAAUGAUUCAUUAUCCAGUUAUAUCUACUUAUUGGGUGAGUAUCCAAAGUAUUUCUCCAAUUUGCAUGACAAGUUAACAAAGUUAGUAGAACAGUUCUUGUCAUUUGAUCCAAUUUUGCAAUUAAACACAUUAACUACAAUUGUCAAGAUUAACUUACAAUCUACCGGAACACAAUUUUCUAGUUUAUUGCAACAAGUUUUGGAAAUGUCUACCAAAGAAUGUGAAAAUGCCGAUGUUAGAGAUAAGGCAUAUAUAUAUUGGAGAUUAUUAUCAUCUUCAUCAUCAGUUGAAGUUCAAAAAAGAAUUGUAUUAAGUAAGAUUCCAGCCAUCAAGACCACCAUUUCAUCAUUCAAUCCAAUUAUUUUAGAAACUUUAAUGAGUGAAUUAUCCACCUUAUCUUCAGUAUACCACAAACCAGCAAAGACAUUUAUAGAUGCAAGCGCAUAUUCAAGAACACCAAAGACUAAUGAGAAGUUAGAAGAUUUGAAAACUAAAGCCAAGAAAGAAAUCAUUAACAAUGUCAAGAAUGAAAACUUGCUUGAUUUCGAUGAUGAUGGUAAUGAGAAUGGUGUCGGUAGUGAGGAAGGUGUCAACAGUUUACUUGAUGAAUUGAACGAUUUGUUUAUGGCUCAACCUCCUCCAACACAAUCGGAAGCUCCACAACAAGGGCAAUCACAAACCAAUGAUAUUUUAAGCUUGUUUAAUACCAUUCCAACAACCACACCUGGAAAGCCAAGUUUUACGGGUUCUAGUACAACUACAAACACCGGUAGUACAGUCAAUAAUGAUCUCUUGGAUCUUUUCUAAAUAUAAAUACAAAUUAUAUAUCCAGUAAUAACUUUUCGAUUAUUUCCGAUUUCAAUUUCCGGAUUUGUUCAUCGUUUUUAUUGUUUCGUUUAAAGUGUUCUUCCUUCAGAUUUAUUUCAAAUUCCGUCAAUUUCUUAAUUUUGGUCUUGACUUCUUCCGAAACUUUUUCAAUUGUGUCGAUUUCUUGUCGUUUCAAGUCGAUUUGUUUACGUAGCAACAUAAUUAAACUCUCUCUAGUUUGGUGUGGUCUAUAAGUAUUUAGUAAAUGAUUGAUAUUAAUCAAAAUCAAAGAAAUAUCCUUAACCUUACUCUCAUAAUUGGUAGGAUCGAUUGACAUUAUUCCAAUCAACUCCAAGAAGUUGAGCAAUAGUGAAUCCAUUAACUUAUGCAAUUCUUUUAUUUUCGUUUCUGAAGUAAUUGACUCGUCAUUUUCAGCUGGGUAAAGUUGUCGCCAAUUUGUAGAUUUAAGACUGGGAAGUUUAUCUUCAAACGACCAGAUGUUCCCAUAACCUCUGUAGUGAGAACCCGAUGGCGGUGCUGGUGGCACAAGGAAUCGUAAUUCACCUGGUGGGACUUCGACUGUAUUUUCACUUGGUUCUGACUUGCGUUGUUGUUCCCAUUGUGCUAGCUUUGCUAGAUUUUCAUUAGUAAAGAAUUUGACAUAUGGCGGUGGAGGGGGAUACAAUGAAGAUAUUAGAUCUUCAUUGGUAUUAGACAUUAUGCUGCUAAAGUCACCUUGGUAGCCUUUGUUUGCUAUUUUCGUUGUACAUCCACAGGGGAAAAAUAUUUGAUUUCAAAUCAUAUCAAAAUUUACAACCAAGAAACUCCACACCUUUUUAUUAUUGUUUCCACUAUACUCUUCAUUAUAACGUCAGUACACUUAGUAAUAGAUUUAUUGAAAUGGCUGACGAUCGUAUGGAUAUAGAUGAAGUAGCACAGGAGCUGGCUGAAUCCACGCCUCCUGCCACCAAAUCAUCAUCCAAGCAAAAGUUUGAAGUUAAGAAGUGGACCGCUGUUGCAUUUUGGUCAUGGGACAUGCAAAUUGAAAAUUGUGCAAUUUGUAGAAAUCACUUAAUGGAGCCUUGUAUUGAAUGUCAACCAAACACCAUUGCCAAUGGCAGUGAAGAAUGUAUUGCUGCUUGGGGUGUGUGUAACCAUGCGUUCCAUUUACAUUGUAUUAAGAGAUGGCUAAAAACUAGAAAUGCUUGUCCUUUAGAUAACCAAGAAUGGACAUAUCAAAAAUUUGGUACCUAGUCCUAUUUGUAUAUUAAUAUACAUAAUGUCUACUUAUAAUAUCUCCAACUUCUCUUGAAACUUCCUAAUACCACCAAUUCUAAACAGUUUGGUUUGAUUUGCUCUAGACUAGUGUUGACUCCAUCCUGUAGAUCACCAAUCAUUUCUACGAAGAACACGUACUGCCAGGGUUUGACGUGAGAGGGACGCGAAUUGAUUGAAAUCAAGUUGACUCCAUUGGAUUUGAAUCGUACUAAUACGUCACAUAAUGCCCCUGGGUUCUCUGAAUUGUUCAAAGUGAACAUAACUGAAGUGACUAUAUCUUCUUCUUCUUCUUCUUCUUCUUCAUUUGUUCCGUGCUGAAGAGGCUUAUUGUAUCCCAACACCAAGAAUCUGGUGGUAUUACUGACAUUAUCCUCAAUGCUUUCAUACAUUAUCGGUAACUCAUACAAGUCCGCACUCAUUUUCGAGCUUAUGGCUGCUGAAGUUCCAUCACUUCCCUCACUCUUGACAAUUUCUGCUGCUUUGGAAGUAGAUCCAACAUCAAUCUUAACCACAUCCGCCUUAACUUUUUCCAGUAAGAACUUACUAACUUGAGUCCAUACUUGAGGGUGGGAAUAUAUGGUCUUGAUCAGGCCUAUGUCCUUAGCAUAAGUAAGGAAAUUAUGAUGAAUGCUAACAAAUUGUUCGGCAACAACUUUGAAUUCCGGUUCAGUGGUGUUGAUAAACCAAUCUCGCAACAAAUCAUAUGUAAAUACAACCUGUCCAUUAGUAGAGUUCUCGAAUGGUACCACAGCAUAAUCCACUUGUUUGGAAUCUAUGCAUUUGAAACAAUCGCUGAUGGCCUUUUGAGGAAGGAUAGUUACAUCAUUACCAAAUUGUUGUAUCACGGCCUGAUGGGUAUAGGUUCCUUCGGGACCUAAGAAUGCUACCUUGAUAGUCAUAUGGAGUGGCCUUUUGGUACUACCUUAGUGAU